Molecule: messenger RNA, 3218 nt
Organism: Bemisia tabaci
Lineage: Eukaryota; Metazoa; Arthropoda; Insecta; Hemiptera; Aleyrodidae
Gene: Rpn6
Product: regulatory particle non-ATPase 6
Source: RefSeq, a predicted model, not a curated record
AGAAUAAGAAGAACAACAAAAAAAUCCAGAAGUGUUGAUGACCGUGCGAUUUCAGUGAUUUCAUUCUAAUCUUGCGUUUCAUUUGUGCUAAAUAAUUCGAUUAAAAUGGCGGGUGCAAUGUUAUUUGAACGUGCUGUGUCCAAUACAAACUCCAAAAAUUACAUCAAUGACGAAGAUGAAGGCUUCAAUGAAGAGGAAGACAUCAGAGCCAAGGAGCAAGGCAUCAUCCAACUUGGUGAGCAGUACAAGAAAGAAGGUAAAGCCAAAGAACUUGCUGAUCUUAUCAAGGCAUCCAGACCUUUCCUUUGUCAAAUUAGCAAAGCCAAAGCUGCAAAAUUAAUUAGAUCUCUGGUUGACCUGUUUCUAGACCUUGAAGCAGGCAUUGGGAUUGAGGUCCAACUCUGUAUAGAGUGUAUUGAAUGGGCCAAAGAGGAGAAGCGAACUUUCCUGCGUCAGUCCCUGGAAGCAAGGCUAGUUGCUUUGUACUUUGAUACUGGUAUGCACAAAGAAGCCCUUGCUCUGGGCUCAACGCUUUUGAAAGAACUCAAGAAACUUGAUGACAAAAAUUUGUUAGUGGAGGUACUGUUGCUGGAAAGUAAAACAUAUCAUGCCCUCAGUAAUCUGUCAAAAUCCCGGGCAUCACUCACAUCUGCUCGAACUGCCGCCAAUUCAAUUUACUGCCCUCCUAAAAUGCAAGCAGCUUUAGAUCUCCAAUCCGGCAUAUUGCAUGCUGCUGAUGAACAAGACUUUAAAACGGCAUAUUCUUACUUCUGUGAAGCAUUUGAAGGCUAUGACAGCAUUGAAAGUCCGAAAGCUUUGACAGCCUUGAAGUACAUGCUAUUGUCUAAAAUUAUGUUGAACACUCCAGAAGAUGUGCAACAAAUAAUUAGUGGUAAACUAGCUUUAAAGUAUGCUGGAAACGAUAUUGAAGCUAUGAAAACCGUUGCCCAGGCGAGUCACAAGCGAUCUCUAGCAGAUUUUCAGAAAGCUCUUCAAGACUUCAAAAAAGAACUGGAAGAUGACCCCAUUGUCCGUGCUCACCUUGGAACUCUGUAUGACAACAUGCUCGAACAAAAUCUGUGUCGUAUUAUAGAACCAUAUUCAAGGGUUCAAGUUGAAUAUAUUGCUAACUGCAUCAAGCUUCCAAAAAUUCAGGUUGAGAAGAAACUAUCGCAAAUGAUUCUAGACAAAAAGUUUCAUGGAAUCCUGGAUCAAGGAGAGGAAGUUCUCAUUGUUUUUGAAGAAACACAGGUAGAUAAGACAUAUGAAACCGCCCUUGAAAUCAUUAGCAGUAUGGGCAAGGUUGUAGAUACCCUGUAUCAAAAAGCCAAAAAACUAUCGUAACCUGUUAAUAUUUCUAUGUAAAUUCUAGUGUAUUGAAUUGCGAAUUCAUUGAGUUGUGCAGACAUUUUUUUAUAUUUCCUUUGAUUCUUCUUUCUUUAAGCUUCUGACCGACUAAACCACUAACCAUCAUUUACUCCUUCUUCCGUUUGUUACCGUGCUGAGGAAAUACAAGGAAAGGACGUUUACUACAAUUCAAAGUAUGUCGCAGCAGUCCUACUGGAUUGAGAUUUAUUUUAUUAUCAAUAUUUUUCAUCUCUUUACAAUUUAAAUGACAAUUAUUUCUUGUCUUCUUUGUCAGCAAGUUGAGACGUUUCGAACAAUUUAGUCGGAUAGCGAGAAUGAAUCGUCUAGGAGUCAUUUGGAAAUCAAUCAGCAAUGUUAAUUUAGAGGAUUUUCCCCACCUCCUCCCUAUGCCCUUGCUUUGUAAUGCUAUGUAGCUUCUCCAAUAGCUGUCAAAGAUUUUCAUAGCCUCAAUUUUGCGCGACCUCAUUUUCGCGAAUUAAUAACUAAAGAUCAACUGCUAAGUAACUCAAUCAAAUGUGCCUCUUUUUUUUAUUAUUUUUUAGUACAUACCUUCUGCAAGCGAUGAUUUACUUACUUUGUACUUACAAUAUGCUUUUCAAAUUUUCAGUCAUCUUUGAACACGAUGUCCCUGUUUAAUUUUACAUUUGGCAGAGACGGUUUUGCCUGUUAGUGUUAGUCUAUACUGGUCAGAGAUACACUUGAUACCUUUGUCAAAAUUUACGUCAUUCCACACCCUAUUCGAAAGAUAGUCCCAGCUUGCUUGAAACUUCCAAUGCACUGGAGCUUUUCCACAUGUGAGACCAGGAAAUUGUCUAAAAUCGCAUGAAAAGAGGUACACAUUUUUAUCAGAGCGGUCCAGCAUUUUCAAUGUAACCUACCAUUUUAUAGAAUUAUAUUGAGUUAUACCUACUGCCGUGAUAGCGAAGAGAGCAGUAAGUGCAUGGAUGAACCUUGAGACGCAUAAAAACAUGUGCUAAUCAUGGCUCAUACAUAAAUGCACUUGCUUCUCUCUGUUCGCUAUCACGGCAGCCUAGAUUUUGACACAACAGAUCUGUUAAUUGCUGAUAAUCACUCAUUUUUUCAGUCCAAAUUUUUAGUUUCUAUCACCUGCAGAUUUGUUGGACCCUUCAAAUUAAACUCCCUGAAUUAUGGAUGAGCUAAUUUUUUACGCCAUUGAAUAGUAGAUUAAUUGAUUUAAUAGUCCUAGUUUCAUUAUUAAAAAGAAAUAAAAAAGAGGUAUACUUAGAAAGUAAAAUAAUUUUAUAAUUUCUAGAAAUCAAGGGUACAAGGAGGAAGAAAGAGAAAAAAAGCCAGAAUACUUUUUCAAUCCAAGUUGCCAGUGAGAGUUUUAGAAUAUUCUAACAGCAAAUCAUUGACCUCCGGCACAUAAAUUCAUUGCAUACAUAAGUUUUAAUUUAAUCUCUGUAAUGGAACCCUUUACUAAAUGACCUUUACGUUAGUAAUACGUUCUUCAUUCUUUGAUUAGCUGUAAGUCUAAUUCAAUGUCUCCUAAAACACCACUGUAAAUCUGCUAUCUUGUUCUCAAAGGAGCCUCAGUAUUUUGUUAAUUUUGUUGAAGAACUAUUAAAAUUUCAUGAAAUGGGUUUUUGAUGCAUUGAUUUUAUCUCCAUAAUCUGUAAUAUUUGGCUCAUGUAAAAUGUCUCUCGUUUUAUAUUCAAGCGAGGUAAUCGAUGUGUUUUAUGAAUCUUGUCCAAGUGUGGAACUUCUGAAAUAAAUGCAACAUUUUGUACAUUUUUCGUAAAUUCUUUGUCUGAGAGUCUUAUUUUUUAUUAUGACCUCAUCACUAAUGUUAAUUGAAAUAUUUCAGAUUAGAAUUUUUAACUAACUGA